GGAAAAUAGUUGUCCAAAAUAUGAGUUGUUUCUCUCCUCCCUUAGCUUCCAAUCUUGAUAAACCAGUUGAAAAAUACGGAGAAGUUGUGUAUGACUGUUUCGCCCAUCAAAAUCUGGUUCUUGAUGACUCCAGUCUUGAAAUGGAUGAGAAAUACAAUGCAGGUCAUUUUGAUGAGAAUAUCAGGUUUUUUUAAUGGUACUGUUGAUGCUUGUCAGAAGAUUUCUAGUGAGGAUGGUGAACCCCAUAAAGUUAUAGUUAUGGGUCUUUCAGCUAUUGGUUCCAGAUCCUUCUCUGGGAUAAAGAGAAAGAGAUUGACUCAAGCUAAAUUAGAUCUUAUACCCAACUUAGGUCCUCAUUGCAAGAGAGCUAGGAGUAAAAUGUGUAAGAAAUCGACAUUCUCAUGGAAGGAGGUAGAUGCUCGCGAUCCUACCUUGCAUGGUUCUCCAGCCAUAGCUGUUAUGCAGAAGAAGUUAUGCGCGUUAGAUGGAGUUGACACCUUUAUUAACAUAAAUCCUUUAAAGAUGGAUGGAGUGCAUGCUGAAGCCUUUAAUCAAGAAUUUUGUCAGUUAAACGGUAUAGGAGAUGACAUUAAUGCCAAAGAAAGAGCUCCCCAAGUUGAUCAUAAAAUAACCAAUCAAGAAAUUACUGCAAUAAACACUUUGGAGUUUCCUCUAGAUGUACAAAAACUUCCCUUGUUGAACAAUUCUCUUAAUAAAGAAGUUACUACUAGUGGUCACCAUUGUCACCGUUCCUCUAACCAAGGAUUAGGGAGAAGUGAAGCCUCGACAUUUGCCAUUUGUGCUUCUUCACUAAGGUUCGCCCAAACUAAUUUUGAUAUCCACCAUAUUAAAGGAGGUGAAUAUGGCAUAACAAUUCCCUCUUAUUGUAGGGUUUGUGAUGCAAAAGUCAUGGAUAUUGAAGAGGAGGAGAUGCUACAUUACAACACCCCACUCUUGGAAAAUGAUGCUAUUAAGGAGGGGAAGGUUCCACAUAAGAACGCUCCGCACUCCGAAGGUUAUGAUAUUAAGGAGGGAGGGGUGGUACAUAGUAAUGCUUCACACUCCAAAGGUUUUGGUUCCAAGAAGAGGGAGGCGUUAUGUGAGCACUAUGAAGAUUAUGAUCUCGAGGAGGGGGAGAUACUAGAUGGAAAUGAUGAGUACUCUCAAGAUUAUGAUAUCGAAGAGGGGGAGAUAAUAGAUAGCCAUGCUUUUCACUUCAAAGAUUUGUCCUUUUCAAAGGUGACUAUGCAAAGGCAACCAACACAAACUUUGUAUAGGAAGCUCACGGAAUAUCUUGUGCCUUCAAAGAAGUUGAAAAUUGAGAUGGAUGAUGGUCUUAAUGUGGAGAUUUUAAAAGAAAGCAUUACAUGUCAAGAUGUUUGUAAAGAAUAUGAUGUUGAGAUCCAAAAGCUUAAGAAAAAUCUCGAGGAUGAAAAGAAUAAAUUAGACGAGGUAAUAAAAAAGAAUCGUCAACAAAUGUGGAAGGUUGUGUGUGAGCUUGAGUCUACCAAAAAGGAGCUUCAAGGUAAGAUCAUUGAGCUUGCCAAGAAGACCGAUGAAGUUAAAAUGGCCAAGGAACUUGCGACUAAGGAGUGUAAUAAGAAGGAAGCCUACAAGCUUAGGUUGAAAGCAUGCCAAAAGUGUCGUUAUCAUUGACCCGAAGUUGAAUUGGGAUGGCAUUAAAAAUGGGGGUAACUUAGAGUUCUUCAAUAUGAAUAAAGAUUAGAUACAAAGUAGCAAAUUUAUGAUAAACUAAGAUUUUGUUUGAAACUAUAGUUCAAAGUAAUAUAUUUCCAUAUAAACCCUAUGCUUGAAAGUUGAUUAUGUUGUAAAUAAUUUUUAGCUAACAUCCUUCUCAGUGUUUAAUGCUCAUAAGCUACAUGUCCCCCUUUGUAGUUCUUGUGUUGUUUUUA
Molecule: messenger RNA, 1913 nt
Organism: Chenopodium quinoa (quinoa)
Lineage: Eukaryota; Viridiplantae; Streptophyta; Magnoliopsida; Caryophyllales; Amaranthaceae
Exons: 3
Coding region: 91-1656 (521 amino acids)
Source: RefSeq, a predicted model, not a curated record